GGUCAUCACCGACGAGCUGGUGCCUUUCGUGCUGCCUUCUUCUACUCCGGCCGGUGUUUCGUCGGUGGACUGCGUGGUGGGGCCACACCAGCUGACGGUGGGUACGCGCCGCUGUGCCCAGGCAGAGAAGUCGAACAGAGAGAGGCCUGGCGCAGCUCCAGCUAGGAGGGUCACCAUGCGGAGCACAUGUCCUCAUCUCCCAUGAAUUCACCCCCACACCAUGAAAUGUCGUUCAUUGAUGCCGACAAUAUACCUUUUGGCCGCAACCGACAUGUGAGUGGGCGUCGGCGCUCUCACGCACGGCUUCAGGAAGAGUUAGAGCGUUGCUCUUAGAAAGGUUGGCCAUGCAUAAGCCCCCCUCGACAGGGAAGAUUUUCUUAGGUAACUAACGGUGUGUGUCAAUUUGGCUCAUUUGUUAGUUGAGCAUGUCACAUGAAUAUCAUCCUUUUGAAAUUGUGUCUUUCAGUUAGACAUUCAAUAUCUAAGAGGUUGCAGCUCGGGGAGUGUGUGGUACACAUGUUGUCUACUUGGUAGUCAUGUACUCAAGUUUAAUCCCCUUGGAAAAAAUGUACUCUUGUUUAUUCAGGACACUGCAACAGAUAUGAGGAGGGCACAUGAGAGCAGGUGAUAGUGGAACAUGGCUCAGGAAUAGAUAAGUUAGGUGGUCAAGAGGGCCUUUGAGUGUAGAUGAAGAGUUCCCUUCCUUUUCUGCGUCCAUGUAUAAGUGUUGAAUCAUUGUGCUGAACUGAACAACCAUGUUGCUGAUUCUUUCGGUUAACUACAACGUUGCCGAAAUGAUGGUCUUACCGUGCUUGUUAGAACAAGCCAGGGGCAAUGAAGAAUAUGCCUGAGCAGCGAUUAAAAUUUCGGUUUUCUGUUCAAGUUGGUUCUAUAGUAGGUAUUAAGUAGCUCUAAAACAAAGGUAUUAAGUAGUGUGAACUGACAUGCUUAUUAGUGAAAGGCGCCAUUUGGUGGUAGAUUUGGAGUGUUGAAGUUACUAAUUAAAGUUCUCAGUUCUUCAGGGAAUGGGUUAAUGGUACUGUUUCCUUAGCUCUAUAUACUUGUUCUAUACUAGAGAUUGACACCUGGCCAUUGAUGACUCCAAGUUCAUCAUUCUCAGACAUCUGUGUGCGAUUUAGAUCCCGGAGUCUUUUUAGGGGAGAUCCUGAUGUAUUUUUUUUAUGAAGUCCCGAUGUACUUUGUUGAUGUAUUUAGUCCGAAUGUGCUUUCUCCAAAGAGUAUGAACUCAUUAUUUCUCCUUUCAGUUUUCAUAACUUCUUAUUUACGACGUGCAUAUGAUGAUGUUUCAAACAAGGAUAUUAUUGGGAAGGAUGGGUAUGUAUGAUCAGUAUCAGGAUUGGCACCUUGAUGUCGAUAACAUGACAUAUGAGAUACUGAGGGUUCAGCCCGAUGUGAAGAAGGUUUUCCUCCUGGUGCGAGCUGCUGAUACGUCGGCGGCGGAGGAGCGUGUCUUGAAUGAGGUUGUAGGGAACGAACUAUUUGGCACCCUGCGUGAAAAAUAUGGGUCCAGUUUCCAUAGUUUCACCAAAGAAAAGAUAUCACCUUUAGCCGGAGAUAUCAUCGAUGAGAAUUUAGGGCUUGAGAGCCCCAAAAUAUUGGAAUUGUCAGAGGAGAUUGACAUCAUCGUUAAUGGAGCUGCAACAACAAAUUUUUAUGAAAGAUAUGAUGUUGCCUUGGCAUCCAAUGUCUUGGGAACGAAAUACGUCUGCAAGUUUGCGAACAAGUGUCCUAAUCUGAAAAUGUUCCUUCAUGUCUCCACUGCUUAUGUAGCUCGUGAGCAACAAGGGCUUCUGUUGGAGAAACCAUUUCGGAUUGGUGAAAUGCUAAAACAAGGUUGCCAUUUGGACAUCGAUGCUGAGUUAAAGUUGGUCGAUUCUAUCAAGGCAGAACUUAUGCAGUCGAGUGGUAACUCGGAGCAGUUAGAGAAGACAACCAUGAAGAAACUUGGAUUGAAGAGAGCUAGACACUUUGGAUGGCCGAACACAUAUGUGUUCACGAAGGCUAUGGGCGAGAUGCUUGUUGGGCAGUUCAGGGGUGACCUUCCGGUUGUAGUUGUUCGUCCAAGUAUGGUAUCCAGCAUUUACCAUGAGCCACUACCUGGCUGGAUAGAAGGGACUAGGACAAUUGACUCUAUAAUUGCUGCUUACGCCAAGCAAGCCAUUCCAUGUUUCAUUGGCCAUGGUGAUAUCAUCCUUGAUGUGAUUCCCGGAGACAUGGUGGUGAAUGCAAUGGUGGUAGCCAUGGCCAUUCACUGGAGUGAGAAAGGCCAAGUUGUCAUCCAUGUGACCUCGUCCCGGCAAAAUCCGCUGUCUAUCUCUACUGCGUACGGCAUUAUGCACCGCUACUUUUCUACUAACCCACAGAUGGGAAACAAUGGGAGGGUCAUCAAAGCUAAAAGGUUACUCUUAUUCAAGAAAUUUGGAAGCUUCCGAACUUACAUGUUUCUUAAGUACAAGCUGCCUUCAGAGAUGUUGCAUAUGGUGAAUUCAUUGUUGGGUGGAUCUUUCUCCCGGUACUACAAUAAGUUCAACAGAAGCUAUAGUUAUUUUAUUCUUUUGGCGAAGUUAUAUGCACCGUAUUGUUUCUUCAAUGCCCGCUUCAACGACACAAACUUGGAAAGGCUGCAGACUGCAACAACUAGAGACAAGAGUGACGCCCAUGUGUUUGAUUUUGAUCCCAAGUCCAUUGACUGGGAUUAUUAUUUCUACAACAUCCACAUACCAGGCGUUUUAAUGUAUGCCAAGAAGAAGUAAUAUGCAGAUCCCUGUAGCAAAUCAAUAAACAAGCUAUAUGCCAGCUGAAGAAAGUAUCAUAUUAUACA
This is a messenger RNA of Phragmites australis (common reed), 2842 nucleotides long. Its product is annotated as alcohol-forming fatty acyl-CoA reductase-like. Gene Ontology annotation, molecular function: alcohol-forming very long-chain fatty acyl-CoA reductase (NADP+) activity. Bases 1296 to 2774 code for a protein of 492 amino acids. Lineage: Eukaryota; Viridiplantae; Streptophyta; Magnoliopsida; Poales; Poaceae. The record is from RefSeq and is a predicted model, not a curated record. Gene Ontology annotation, cellular component: intracellular membrane-bounded organelle. The transcript has 12 exons. Gene Ontology annotation, biological process: long-chain fatty-acyl-CoA metabolic process; suberin biosynthetic process.